AUGCCAGAGGACAGUUCGCCAGGAGAGAAGGCAAUCUACGGCAUGCUUCGUGUCAUGAAUCAGCAUAUGACCACUUCUGUACAGGCGUUGCACACACAGAUCUCUGCCGAGACCAAGCUGUCGAUCUCAGAGGCAGUCGACCCUCUCCGGGACGAAAUGGCUGAGCUUCGUGGUCGCAUGGCAUCUCUUGAAGUUUUUGCGGGAGGCGGCUCUGGCAAGCGCCAGCUUACUUUACUCAACGCUUUGGACAUUUCCAACCGCCAGGUCUCGUUCAUCGGCUUCGAUUCGGAGAUUCUACAGAACCGGAAGGAUUCGCUUGAGAGGUUCGCAGCGUCGUUCUCCAACGUGCCUUCUGGGAAUGUUGGUCACUUUUUCACAGGCCUGAAAACGAACCAGAAGGAAACGAAGGUUUUUUCCCUCGAGUUCUCCACCUCGCACGACGAUUCGAUCUUCCUCAACGCUGCGAAGGGCCAGCGCUUCACUUCCGAGGGGAAAGCCAUUUCGAUCAAGCCGGCGAAGUCGAAGGUGAAUCUCGCCAGAGAUUGGGCCCUCCGUAAGGCCGCAGAGCCCGUGAAGGCGCAUUCCGGCAAGGACGCGAAGAUCGAGUGGCAGGAGAGGUCCGUCACGGUUGACGGUGUCGCGGUGUUUGAGCAGGGAGCUGGCGACCUGGAGGGUUUUUUUAAGGGUGAUUUCUCCCGCCUGAAACUCCUUGAGGGAGUCCACAGGCAGAGCGAGUGUGGAUCACAGCGCAUGCUGAUUCAGCGCUGGGAAAGCAGCGAGAGCCGCAGUGGCGGCUGGGGCUGGAUGAGUGGGCAGGGCACUCGACCAGAGCCCGACGCCCGGGACGCACGCUACACCUCCGGAGGGUUGGGAGGUGGCGGGCAGCGUGCUUACGAGGGCUGGUCUUGGCAAGGCCGCCCCUGGUCUGAGGAGUGGGGGCAGCGCGGCUGUCAGCCAGGACCGACGUCGCCAGGGACCAGCACAGGCUGGUACUGGCAGGAUUGCCCCUGGUCUGAGGAGUGGGGGCAAAGCAGUUGGCAACCAGGGUCUGGCGGCUACUGCGGGUCCGUUAGGUACGAGGGCAGCGGGCCCUCUGGACAGGAGCGCGGCGACGACAAGUUCGUGCCCGAAUGGGACGGGAAAGCCGUGCCUCUAAGGACGUACGAGCGGCGCGUGAAGAUCUUCGAGCUGAACACGGCCAUCCUGCCCGAGCGUCGGGGCGGGCGGCUUCUCUCGAGGCUCAAAGGUGACGCUGAAGCCAAAACAGAGAACCUCGACCCUGAGACCCUCGCUAGGCCGGACGGCGUCCGGGUGCUGUUGCGCUAUCUCCAUGAGAAGUACGACCAACAGGAGACGCUGAAGGUCGGCACGCUCGUAGAUGAGUUCGUGGAGAAGGUCAGCCGGAACGCUGGCGAGGAUAUCAUGGACUUCGAGACGCGGUACGAGGCCAAGGUGCGCGAACUCGAGGAGGCGAUGGAGGAGCCGCUCAACAAGCACUUGAAAGCCCACUACUUCCUGAAGAAACUGCGCGUGGGCGGCGACAAGGAGAGCCAGAUCAUCACUGGUGCUGGCAACGAGCUGGUCUACGAGAAACUUCGCGACUCGGCUAAAGCUUGCAUUCCUCGGGUGUCUAUGCUGAGGAAUCGGGCGGCGGCGCCGUUCAACGGAGCCAACCGCGAGUACCUGAACAGGAAUCGCCGGAGGCUCGGUAAACCCUUAGGCAGGGGCGGCGCCCGAAAGGUCCACGCUACCGAAAACGCCGAAGCCGAGGCUGAACGCGAAGGCGCCGAGGCCGAGGGCCCCAGCACGUCCGCCGAGGAGGACGACGACGACGAGGAGCCGGACUCGGAGGUCGACGCUGGCGUGGACCCGAAUAUCGCGGAGAACGAGUUGGUCCCUGAGGAGCUCCAGGCGUACCUCACGGAAAACGAGGUGCUCAUGACGCAGGCUAAGAAGGCGCGCGCCGAGGCUGAGAAGGCGCGCGACUUCUACCGUGGACCUGGCGGCAGGGCCAGCGGAGGCCGAGGCGCCGAUUCCGAGCGCAUCCGGAAGCUCAAGCUGACGCUCCCGUGUAAGCGAUGUGGCAGGCUGGGCCACUGGAAGGACGACCCUGAGUGCCCUCGGGCCCCGGGGAAGGCUAGCACGGCUGGUAAGGCGGCCGGUGCGGAAGGCAAGGGCACGUGGGUCGUGGCCCGCGCUGAAGAGCCCGCGGAGCGGGAGAAAGAACCGGCGGAGCCGGCGCACCUGGAUGGAGACUGCCCGGGCGAAGUCGACAAUGGCGUGAAGAUAACGCGCUUCAGGAGCGAGGAGGAAGAGGAGGCCUUUCCCCUAUGUCUCUCCCCUCCUUCUUCCAACCUCCAAGCCGCCGCGGGACAUCCGAUGUCCGUACUAGUCGCAGAAACGGGCGACGCUGUGUGGCUGAUCGUUGUGGACACGGCGUGUGCUAAGUCCGUGGCGGGGCUCCGGUGGUACCGGCGCUUGGCCAUCUACGUUAGGAAGAACUGGGGCAUCGAGCUCGAGACAGUCACCGAGCGCGAACCUUACCGGUUCGGACCGGGGAAGACGAUCUACAGCUCCCAAGCGUUGCUGUUGCCCAUGGAAUGGGACGGCAAGGGGGCCGUGAUUAGGAUCAGCUUGGUGGAAGAGGACGUUCCGCCAUUGAUCUCGGGCGGAGCCCUGAAGGCCCUGGAGGCCCAUAUCCACAUGAAGGAGGCCGAGAUCACACUCGGUGCCCUCAGCAAGGCCAGGCACAAGCUCAGGGAGCUGCCGUCGGGGCACCUGGCCAUGGCUGCUGUCAGUUACGGACCUGGGGGGCCAGGAGCGGGCGGACAGGAAGCCGUGAGCCGCUGCCGGGCCGGGGCUGAGAUCGCGCUGUAUGGGCGCGUCCGCGGAUCCCCAUACGAGGCCGUGCGCCGUGCGCUUUACACGGACCCGUACGGCGAGCACGAGCAAGCGCCAUCUUCGGUGGCCCUGGGACGCGCGCGCGGGCAGAUGCCGCCAUGGCGCCCGACUGUCGUGCAGUGUCGCAGCGGAGCUGCGAGGGCGAGUGUGGCAACUCGGUUGGUACUCAUGGCAUGGAGGGCCUGGUGUCAGGAGUUGUUGGUGGAUUACCUGGAGCGGGAGGUCUUCACCCUUCGCCAGAGGGAGGACACCCCUCGAAGCAUCUGGGAGAUGCGGAAGGCAGAGCUGGUGACGCUGGCCAUGCAGCGACUCGGCUGGCAGAGGGCCCGCGCGGAGGCAGAGACCGUUGGUCAGUUGAGGCUCGUGCUUCGAGAAAAGAAGGACGAGAUCCAAGCGUCGGAAGUGGAGAAAGACGACCCUCGAACAACCUUACCGACGGGCCUCACCAAUAUGAAGUUGGCGCAGCUGCAGGAGGAGGCCGCGGCGCGGCAGAUACCGCUGACACGGUCGAACGGCGCCGACAAAAGACGGGAAGAGCUCAUCCGAGACGUCAGGCUGUUCGUGAGCGAAGCCGUCGAGCGGUUCAGCGGCCGCGCGGGGGACGCGCCCGGUGCUGGCAGCCAUGCGAGCACGCAGGCUGCCGGCGGCGGGAAGCAAGGGCGCGGCAGCGCCCGAAACCGACGUUUGAAGGGUCCCACGGCGACGGCAGUGCGCAAGGCAUGCCUGGGCAUCGCCUCGGCAUGGUUGCUUGGGGUAGCCACCCUCGGGGCCUGGCUCGAGGAAGCUGGCGGCGGGCAGUGGGCCCGUCACCGUUGGGGUACGGACCGCGUGGACGUGGUCGAGUUCUUCGGAGGCGGCAGUGACGUCAGUCGCAUCGGAUCCAAGAAUGGUUGGUGGUGUCUCCGUCCUUGGGACGCGAAAUGCGGAGCCGACCUCGCACAGGAGUCCGAGCAGGCGGAGGCCUUGGGAAUGUUGAGCGAUGUGCGACCGAGGUUGGUUGUGGUGGAGCUCCCUGGCUCUUCAGUCGGCGGCGCCCAACGCGGUACUCACCAGAGCAAUGCCGAUCAGCAGCGACAACGAGCCGAGCGACGACGGCAGCGGUCGCUGAUGGAGUUUACCCGGAAGGCGUUCGAGGUGCAGGCGGAAAAUGGCGGUUGCGCCCUGGUGAGGAAUGAGUCAGCCAUCCACGCGGUGGAGGCCCUCCCUUCGGUUGAGGUAGUCAAGGGCGGCUUGUGUGUGAGAGGAGUCACGGGUCAGCCAGCGUGGUGGGCGACGAACUGUCCUGAGAUCGCAGCGGUGCUGCGGCGAGAGUGUUCCGUGGUGCACGAGCGUCGCUCGGGGGUCAACGACAAGGCCACAUCAAGCACUGGGCGACACUCUUUAGCGCUCGGUGUGCUUCGAGGGCUCAAGCGCCAUCUGACGCGCGUGGAGCCUGAGAGGAUCGGGUGGCGCGGACGGCUCCCGGGAACGCGGCCUUCAGGUCAGGGUCGCAGCGUGCACGAGGGGCGCGCGACGAAACUCGAACCAGGACCAGCAUCUUACCCCACAGGGCUCGGAGAGACCGACAGCGGGAAUGCGAUCCCUCAGGGGAUUACGUUUAAGUUUCCAGACACUCCGAUGGGCAAGUCGCUGGCCCAGCGGAUGACGCCGGAGCUACGUCGGAACCUGCGUCGACUCCACCUCAACACGGGGCACGCGAGCCCCGAAGAUUUGGCUAGGUUAGUCGCCAAGGCCGGCGGCUCCGAGGUGGCGGUCGCGGCGGUCGCGGGAGCCAAAGCACUCCGGUGCUCCAGCUGUGCGGAACGCCCGCGAGCGAGGCCCCCGCGGCCCGCGCGACUUCGAGAGGACGACUUGUCCUUCAACGAGGUCGUGCAAGCAGACCUGUUCAAGAUUCCCGACCAGUGCGGAACAGGUUGGUGGUUCCUGUUGGUGCAGGACGUGGCGACGGGGUACUGCACGAUCGGGCUGAUCAAUGCGCACAGCAGCGAAGAACUGUGGGGGCAGUACGAGCGUUUGUGGCUCUGCUGGGCGGGGCCACCAGAUCAGUUCGUGACAGACAACGAGCGGGGGCUCGUCAGUGGAAGCUUCGUGGACGCCCUCUCGAGGAGCGGCACCGCGUACGACCCUACCGCGGCGUACGCGCCCUGGCAGAAAGGCAAGGUCGAGCGGAAGAUCCAGGAGGCAAAGAACGUGAUGAAGAAAAGCAUCCGGCACGGAGCGUAUUUUGGGAUCGAUGAGAUGCAAGCUCUCGCGUGGGAAACUGCGUCAGCCCUCAACCAUUUCCCUGGGCAGUGCGGCUACAGCCCAUCACUGCUUCUCUUCGGGCAGAAGAUGAAGCUUGUCGGCGAGUGCUGGCACGAGGGCAAAGCGGUGAGCUAUCACCCAUGUGUGGCCGAAGAGGGCGAUCCGCUGGCACGGCGACUCAAGAUACGUGAGCACUGUCAGCAGUCGCUCAUCAAGACGCGCAGUCAAGAGCUCGUGCGGAGGGCCGUGGCCGCGAGGAGUCGCGGCACUCCGGCGGAGUGGAAGGAAGGCGAACGCGUGUUCUUUUUCCGGCCUUACCGCACGGAGCGUGGACGCCGGGUCAACGAGCCGGAGUGGUGCGGACCUGCUCUGGUGUUCGGGAGGCGCAACGACAACGUUUGGGUUCAGUACGGCGGCAAACCGUUUCUGGCUGCGCCAGAACACUUGAGGCCUCUGAGCCCAGAGGAGCAACACCUGGCGGAGGAUGCCGACCUCGCCCGGUCUCUGGACGAGAUUCGACAGGCUAUGAGCCGCGAAGAGUUUGAAGACCUCACUGGCCUGAAUGCCGGACCGGAUGAAUUAGCGGCCGCGGACGGACUCGUUCAGGGGGAAGCCUCCGAGCAGGAGCGGGAAGGCCCUGGGGACGGGGGAGUGGUCGAGGUAGACCCUCCUGCGCCCGGGGGCACCCCCAGGGAGGAGGCCCGAGACGAGGCCCAAGGCAGCGGACUGCCUCGGGGCGUGCCGCGCGAACUGGAACGCUUCAUCACCAUGCCAGGCUGGCAUGUGAGUGAUCGGGGCUGCCCGGUGAGGAGCCUCGGUGAGGCCUGGGCCAGAGUUACGCUGGACGCGCGAUUCCCGCUCGAGAAAUGGCCGCUCAGGACGACUUGCGAGAAACACGGCGGCGAGUGGCGCUGCACAGAGCAUCGGGUCCGGUGGGCCCAGCUGACGAACCCGAGGGAGCUAUUGCGGCCGGCAGCAGAUCGCAUGCUCGUGGUGUUCGAAGAAGAGAAAAAGCGCCAGCGAGAGCCGACGCUCGCGACAGUCGAAGGACCCGCCGCGGUGCGGCGGACGGGCGAGGCCCCGAGUGGGGCCAGUUACCAGGCUCACCAGGUGAUGACGGCGUAUCACCGCGGGACGGGGUCCGCACUGCUGGACCGAAAGACUCAAGAUCGCGAGCUUAAGUGGGACGAAAUAGCGCCUAAGGAUCAUGAGGCGUUCCAGGCCGCUGUGGAGAAGGAGUGGGAUUCUUGGCUCCGCUACAAGUGCGUGUCGGUGCUGGAGCCAGAGGCCUCACAGGAAGUGUUGCGGACAGUGGACCGGAGUCGGAUCCUCGGGAGCGACAUGAAGCUCAAAGACAAAAAUGCCGCCCUAAGGACGCCCGAAAAUGAUUUGCCGCUCAAGGCUAAAGCACGGUUGUGCGUGCAGGGCCAGCACGAUCCCGACGCGAAGCUCGGAACAGUCAAGACGGACGCUCCCACGGUGCAGCGAUCUGGGUUCCACGCCUUCCUGCAGCUAUCGGCGAACUUGGGGUGGCUAUCUCAGUUGGCCAUCGGUAUGCUCAUUGUGCACGUGGACGAUUGCAUGUUAGCCCACGACGGCAGCGCCGAGCUGCGUGCCAAGGAGGCGAGGCUGCGCGAACGUUUUCCUUUCGGGUCUUGGACGGUGGUCGCGCAGCAGGCCGAGGGAGAUGUGUACACCGGUCGUCGGAUCAGAGUGGACGGGUCAUGCGUCGAAGUGGGAAUGCCAGAGUUUGUCGUAGGGAGACUUGAGGAGGUGAAGGUCGACCGUCAGGCAAAAGGUGAGGACCCAGUGAGCCCCCUCGCGAAGGCUGAGUUUCAGUCAGCGACGGGGUCGCUCCACUGGCUGGCAAGCCAGUACCGUCUCGACAAAGCCUACGAGACAAACCGGUUUCAGAAAUUGCAAAAGGCGCCCACCUGGUCCGACGCGAGAGAACUCAACAAGUGUAUUCGAGACGUGAAAGCCAGCGGAGGCGCUCGGCUUCGGAUCGCUCCCAUUAAAGGGAGGAUGGGCGUUGGCUGUUGGCACGACUCGUCCCUGUAUGGGAAUGUGAGCGAGCUCAUUGAGGGAGACGAGGACCUCAAACGGUUCGAUCGCCAUAAGGUGAGGUCCCAAGCCGGCGCGGUGGUGGCUGCCAUCGACCUCGACUGCUUGGAGCAGGACGAGCUGCCGAUAUCAAUCCUGGACUGGCGAAGCCGAGCCAGUCAUCGGGUGGUGACGUCGACGUUCUCGGCGGAGACGGCGGCGCGCCUAGAGGGCCACGGGAUGGCCUACUACAUGCGGGCGUUGCUGUGUGAGGCAACCUACGGUUGGAGCGGUACUCCUGUCGUGGAGUACGGUGAGGAUGAAAUGCCUCUCACGCUAUUCACCGACUGUCGUAGUCUGUACGACCACGUGAAGGUCGAAGGGAACAUCCCCGACGAUCGCCGUGCGGACGCGAUGGAUCGCGGCGCGAGUGGUGCCGGCUCCGACGCGGGGCAUCGCAGCGGCCGCCGAGGCAAAGAGGCCCCGCGGCGCGGGGAGGAGCCGACGGCUCAGACCACGCGGAGCCGCAGCCGCGGUAAAGGAGAAGAACCCCCGCGGCGCGGGGAAGAGCGGCGGCGCUUGCCGGCGGAGCCAGCGGAGCCGGCGGAGCCAGCGAGGGUCGAGCGAAGGGCGACGCCCCCGAAACGCACGGGGUGCGGAGACGGUGGCGGCCCAGUGUGCUUCACCCGGCGCCACCUGGGGGGUGACGGGGAGAGUAUCGAAUCCUACCCGUCGGAGCACGCGGCGCUGAAGACGGCUGACCAUUUCAUGGUCUUCACGCAGCUGGAGGUGGACCAGCUGCCGAACUCGGAGUGGAGCCUAUGGGUGUCUAACUUUCUCAGGGUGGCGUACCCUGGGGCACUGGUGCCCGGCAAGGACAGCGCCGAGGAGUUAGCGUACCGCUGGAACAACGUGGUGCACCAGGACGGCUUGAAGUACAAGCGCUGGACACUGGUGAUGGACCUGCUCAAGACUUACCCGCUGGCAGCGACGUACUGGCAGGCGGCGGCGCAGCGGAGACUGAUGGUCAGCAUCCCGCCGCCAGCUGCAAGCGCACGGGAUGCAAGCGCCAGAGACUCAGACUCGGAUUCGGAGUACAGUUCGGACGAAAAGCGCGCCGCGCCAGAGGUCGGCGCGAAGGCGCGGGCCGAGGUUGAGCACGACGAAAGGUCCUGCUCGGCGCGGCGCGCCAGGGCGGAGGAAGACUCGGAGGGCGACGACGGGUCGUCAGGCCGACGCUCUCGCCGACCGCCUCGCGCCCGGAGCCCGUCGCCGGAGGCGCACGUCGAGGAACACAAGGGCGGCAAAGGCUCGAAGGGUGACAAGGGUAAGAAAGGCAAGGGCUCGAAGGGCGAGAAGGGCAAGGGCACCAAGGGUGGCAAGUCUAAGAAGGGGCCUCUGCCGGGGUCGAUUCCCAGCGAAGUUCUCAACCCGAACAUGUGCCGGCUCUGCUUCAAGGAGGGGCACUGGGGCAACCAGUGCCCGGUGUACUACCAGGACGGGACGCCGAAGGAGGGACCGGCGCCCUGGGGGAAGCCGGCCGAAGCGCCAGACACGACGGCUCCGAAGUGA
Molecule: messenger RNA, 8760 nt
Organism: Prorocentrum cordatum
Lineage: Eukaryota; Dinophyceae; Prorocentrales; Prorocentraceae
Source: the annotation of a GenBank genome assembly